Molecule: messenger RNA, 3326 nt
Organism: Morone saxatilis (striped sea-bass)
Lineage: Eukaryota; Metazoa; Chordata; Actinopteri; Moronidae
Product: ras-related protein Rab-8B
Biological process (GO): regulation of exocytosis; Golgi vesicle fusion to target membrane; cellular response to insulin stimulus
Cellular component (GO): plasma membrane; trans-Golgi network transport vesicle; endosome
Molecular function (GO): GTP binding; GTPase activity
Source: RefSeq, a predicted model, not a curated record
CUGGCAAUCGAUUACGGGAUCAAGUUUUUAGAAACCAGCGCAAAGUCUGGCAUCAACGUGGAGGAGGCCUUUUUCACACUCGGCAGAGACAUCAUGAGCAGACUAAACAGAAAAAUGAACGACAGCAACCCGCCAGGAGGAGGCGGGCCCGUUAAAAUCACAGAGUCUCGCUCUAAAAAGAGCUUCUUCAGGUGUAUGCUGCUGUAGACGGAGCCUCCUCUUCCUCCUCUUCCUCCUCUUCCUCUCGCCGCAGGAGGAGGAUCAAACCUGUGGAAACACGUCUUCAGGAAAGUUUCUCUGCUUGUCAAUCAGCUCAAAUCUUCCAGCACGCCUCCUCUUCCUCCUCCUCCUCCUCCUCGUUAACUCUGGCUGCUGUCAGCUCAGCAGGAGUUUCGGCAGCGUGAUGAAACGUUUUUCUAAGAAAGAAAGCGAUGAUGAUGAUGAUGAUGACGAUGACGAUGAUGAUGAAGAGCAGCGCUGAUACGGAGUCCUGAUGAUGUCUAACGUGUUUUUCAUAUUUUAAUUUAAAUGUUUUAAUGUUUCUAAAACUGACUUUUAGUCCAAAGAGUGAAUGUACGGAGGCUCUGCUGAUCAAUACAGUUAUCAGUUAUCAGUUCUGACCCGAUAGAAAACAUUUCACAUUAUUACCAUUUAAUCGUUUAUGUGAAUCAAUUAACAGCAGAGCUCCAAUUAACAAUUGUUUUCAUUAUUGAUUAAUCUGUCAAUCAUCUUCUCCAUUAAUCAAUCAGUUGUUUUGUCUAUAAAAUGUCAAAUGUUCAGUUUCCACACUGAGAAUCUGAAAUCAGAGAAUUUAGACAUUUUUAUUAAAAGAAUUAAAAUUAAAAUAACAGGUGGAGAUUCACUGAAUAUUUAACAACUAAUCAAUUAAUUAACUGAUUGUUGCAGCUCUCAUUAUCAUCAUCAUAUUCAAAUAAAGAGUGCCCAUUAAUAAUUCAUUAAUUGUCUUAAAAUAAUCAAUUGAUUUUUAAAACGUUUAAGAUGUUCUUUCUGUUUUUCCGCCUCGUCUUCAAUGUGUCUACUGCUACGAAAUAUUGAUUUCACAUCAAUAUUCAAUAAUGAAUGAUUCUGUUGGUGCCUCCUUUAAAAAAAAAACAAAUAUAUUAGAAAUAUAUAAAAUGUACUAGUAUCGGCCACAGAGGCUCUCUGAUAAUCAAUGUUGGUAUUGAUCUGCUCCUUCGACCUCCAUGUUUGUGUCUGAUGAAACUCACGUCUUGUUUUAUUUAUUCACUCUUCUUCUUCUGUGGUGUUUUAGGACCAAUCAGCUGAUUUUAACUUCAGAAUAUACAGAUAUAUAUUUAUAUAUAUAUCUAUAUAUAUAUAUAUAUAUUUAAAUUAAUAUAUCAUAUAUUUAUAUAUAUAAAUAUAUAGAUAUAGUUGUAUUUAUACACACACAUACGUGUGUUACUGUCAGUAAAGUAAAACUGUCUGUGAGGAAACUGAACUUAAAAAUAAAUACGUUCAUAUAUAAUAAUAAAAUCAUUUUAUUUUAAGAUAAAAUGAUUUAAUAAAAUGAGACGUUAGAAUGUGAAUCUGUGAGGCAUUCAAUGUCUCCUCGUGUUUCUGAAAAAUGAAGUGAUGAGCUGCAGAUAAUCAGUUAUUAAUGAAGUUAUUGAUGCUUUUCUAUAUUUUUGUAUUCAAUCUUUCUUUGAAACCACUCGACGCUUAACGUUUUUAUUUUUAACAUUUUAGAGGAUUUUAGAGAGAAAACUGUUGUUUGAAUUCUUAUUUUUGUAUAAUUCUGAAAUAUUUCAGUCUUUUAAGAUUUUUAUUCAUAUUCAGCUUUUGUGUUUGAGCCACCGGAAGAAUUAUAGAUUAAUUAGAAUAAGUGUUAAUUAAUUGGUUCAGUUGGUAUGAUACAUUUAUAAACUUAAAGUUAAAUAAAUUAAUGAUUUUAUUUACGUUUCAUUUAUAUUUAUUUGUUUUGAGUUUAUCAAUGCAUCAUUUAAAUGAGAAUUUAAAGUGCAGGCAGUUAUUAACUGACUGUCAGACACAUUUAUCAAUAAAUAUUAAUAUAAUCAAUAAGGCUGCCUCGGUUCAGAGACACAAUCAAUAUUUUAUCACUUGAUUUUUACAGUGUUGUUGUUCUGACAACGUUUUGUUUACAGACUCACUGCUGCAGUAUUAUUAUUGAUUAUUGAUUAUUAUUCGAUAUUGAUCUCUCCUCCCGCUGCACUUUAUGUUCUGUGUUUGUUCUUCUGAUUAAAAGGUGCUUCAACCAUCUGAACUUUGAGCAGAAAAAGAUCAAUUUCACCAUUUCAAACAAAUCUACCUGAUCAAUUUUUAUAAUUUAAUCGUAUUCUGGCUGAUGAUCAAUAUCUGACGAUCAAUAUGACCUCACAGCUGUUUGUAUGUUUCACUAUUUAGAAUGUCCUCAAAAUGGUGAAAGAUCAAUUCAAUUAAUGAUAAUUAUUAACAACAUAAAAUCAAUCAAAUUAUUGAUUAUUCAUUUUCAACACGACAUCACUUCCUGUGUCAUAAACAAAAUCAGGAAGAUUUUGUUCAAUCAGAAGAAACUUUUAUUUGAAAUAUCAAUAAUCAAUCAUCAAUAACCGAUAAUCAUUCAUGUGUGAAGAAUAAAACUGAUAAUCUUUGUUUCUGUGGUUUUGGAAUAGUUUUUUAUCAUUUCACUGCUUUUCUGUCAGUUUGUGUUAAAACGUGUUUUUGAAUGAAGUUUGUUUUUGUUUGUUAGCACUUUGUAACUUUGCUAAAAGCGCUAUGCAAAAAUACAUUUAUUAUGCUUAUUAUUAUUGGUUUUUGUUACUGAACUCAUUGAUCUAUCACAUGUAUUGAUCCCCAGAAACGAUCAGCGCUGCAUACAGAUAUUAAAAGGAACAUUUUUGAGAAAAAAAUACAUUUUUUACUUCAAUCUCAGAAUUGUUCAGAUAUUUCUUUCUCUCUUUUUACACAUAAAACUUUCUUUAGAGGUUUUCUGUUUAUAUCUACUGUAUAUACACAUUGUAUAUUAUAAAUACAGAAGUGAAACACAAAACUACAGUGAAAGUGACUCAUCUGUUGGUUUGUUUUCAUCAGGACGUUUAGGUGAAUAAAAACAGAUGAAGGCUCCAAAUUAAAAGAGGAACUGGAUGUUUUUUUCAGCUUUGAAAGUUUUUUAGAACAAAACAAAUUUUUGUGUCAGAACGGUUCAUGUGUGUAAAAACAGAGAUAUUCUGAUCAAUACUGGAUCAAUAACUGAGAACACUGCAGUGACCUUUGACCUCUCUUUAAUGCUUCAGUUUGUCUUCCAUUUCCUGUUCUGUGAUGUCAUCACAGUCAGCGGAUCGUAUAAUAAAAAACUUUUUCUAUCA